AUGGCCGACGCGGAGCGACCCAAGGACAAGGUCCCGAUUCCCGGCGCGGAAGGCUGGCUACGUGUGACCACAACACAUGGGAAUGUAUUUUACGCACAAAAAAAGACCAAGCGAUCCGAAUGGACGAUCCCAGAGGAAAUUCGGCCACAAGUUCUUGCAUUCGAACGAUCGAUGGGCAUUGUGCAUGAAGAGGACGAAGACGAUGAGGACGAGGCGGUUGAGGCACGUCAGGUAAAAAGGGCACGGAUGGAAGAGGAUGAUAAGAAUGAUGAUGGAGAGGGAGACGAGGUGUCUGCGGAACAGGCAGCUGCUGCUAUGGAUCCUGUACCAACUUCUGACAUGGCACCAGCGAGUCCUGAAGCGCAAGAGCCAGAGGUGCCAUGGGAAGAGGCUAAGGCGCAGUAUAUGGAUAUGCUUACCUCGCUCAACGGCACACCCAAAGAAGUCAACCCCUUAGCUCCAUGGGAUCGGGAGCUGCCGAAGUUUGUACACCAUCCCUCCUACCGCAUCCUUCCUACGCUGCAGGAUCGCGAAGAUGUAUUUAAUGAAUGGUGCAAGUUCCGUCUACGUGAAAAGCGAGAAAAGGCGCGUGAGAAUGCCUCCGAAGACAAAUUCAAGGCGCUGCUGCAGAAGCAGGUGCAAUCGACACGUACUGAAUUCAGCGCUUUUCGCGAGAGGUUUGGCAAAGACCCUACCUUCCAAGCUCUGGUGCGAGACAAGUCGGAGGCGCGAGCAGAGCAGCUCUUCCGUUCCUGGCUCCACGAACUAGGUGAGAUCAAGUUGCGUAAGGCGAAAGAGGCGGAGGACGCGUUUCUGGUGCUGCUCUCAGAGUCGCUCUCUGCCUCCACUAUUCUCCGUGAACAGCAAGCGUCGCUUCCCAUUGACAAGGAAACGUCUAACAAGCUAUGGGCUACGUCCAAAAAGAUACCAGGUCUUGCUCAAGAUCCUCGCUACGAUGCAGUAGGCAGUGCUACUCGGCGCGCCGAGCUCUUCCAACGGUGGCUCUCUACGCCCGCGUCAUCAACAACACCUGCACCCACUCGUCUUUCCAAAGCGGAGCGUCAGGCACUUGCCCUCGAGCAGCGCGAAGCCCAAGUGCGUCGAGAACGUGCUCGGCAUCAGCACCAUGCUACUGUUGCAUUGACGAAUGCGCUGGAUGAGCAGCGUGAGCAGGAUUUCCAACAAUUGCUCAUCGAUACCGUUCGUGAUCCAUGGCUUAUCUGGGAGGAUGCUAUCCCAUUGCUAUCCAAAGAUGCUCGUUUCGCGCCAGCUCGACAAGUACGUGACUCGCUGCGCGACGAAGCCAAACAGGCCCUUUUUGCCGAGCAUAUACAGCGCCUGCAGCGGAAGCGGCGCGAUCAACUUGCACGACUUUUCGCGAAACAUGCCGAAGACGAUCGUGGUGUACUUCAGCUGAGCCGCGGCUCCGAUGUGAUUCUGCCACUCGUUCGUGCUGAUGAAGCGUAUAUUCAGUCUGGGCUUCCGCGCUUCGUGGGCGAGGAUGCGGGCAUGCACAAAGCAGCCGCUACGACGUCAUUGGAAGCUGAAUUCGAGGCAUGGGACCAGUGGCGGCAACAGCAGGCGCGCGAUGACUUUUUCACGAUGCUUCGGGAGAAUGCGUUUGUCGACUUCUGGGGCCGUUUACGCAAGGAGGGCGAAGGCAAAGACAAUGCUCCUUCGACCUCUGCCUCUGCACCGGCCGCUGAAGAUGAGGACGAUGAGGACGAUAUGACUGUCUCCCUCCUGGAUAUGGCUUCGCAGUUGGACCUGCAGGCCAUGGAGUCGGUGCUCAAGGCGGACAAGCGUUACAAGCCCAAGGCGGUACCUGGGAUACCGAUGAACCAGGAAGACGAUGGCGAUGCAGGAUAUGUGGAACUGUCGUCACAGCGUGGGUAUCGCGGCGUAGGCGAGAAAAAGCCACGGUUUUUGCCGAAGCCAAAGUCGGUCCAGCAUGUCGCACAUGCGCCGUUGGGCGUGGCGUGCCACAACUCGCCUGCAUGA
Malassezia pachydermatis is the source of this 2001-nucleotide messenger RNA. Its product is annotated as peptide-binding protein. Gene Ontology annotation, cellular component: nucleus. The record is from RefSeq and is a predicted model, not a curated record. Lineage: Eukaryota; Fungi; Basidiomycota; Malasseziomycetes; Malasseziales; Malasseziaceae. The transcript is spliced from 3 exons. Gene Ontology annotation, molecular function: transcription coregulator activity; RNA polymerase binding. The coding region runs from base 1 to 2001 and encodes 666 amino acids.